Sesamum indicum (sesame) is the source of this 1744-nucleotide messenger RNA. Lineage: Eukaryota; Viridiplantae; Streptophyta; Magnoliopsida; Lamiales; Pedaliaceae. The record is from RefSeq and is a predicted model, not a curated record.
ACACACAAACAAUUACAUUAACAACACAUCAUAAGAUAUUUAUAUAUUAUAUUGAUAAUAGAAAAUAUCUUAUACAAGGUGUUUUAAUAAAAAAGAGUGUAUGAUAAUUAAAGAAAACGUUGCAGGGGGUGUUACAAAAUAAGUGAAGAUGGAGCGGUGUGGUAGUGUGCAUGUAAUCUCCAAGGAGCUGAUCAAGCCAUCAUCUUCAACUCCCCACCAUCUUAGAAACCUCAAACUAUCACUGCUUGAUCAGUUAUCACCUCCAGUCUAUGUUCCUGUCAUCUUCUUCUACGAGGCCGACGAGUUGAGAAGCUUGACCAGCAGCACUGACCCUGCUCAAGUAUGUCGAAACUUGAAACACUCCCUCUCAAACACUUUAACUUCCUUCUAUCCGAUAGCCGGAAAGAUUGAUCCACAAAAUGUCACGGUUUGUUGUGAUGAUACCGGCGUUGAGUUCAUUGAAGCUCGUGCCAAAGCCCGCCUUCGGGACGUUAUACGGGAACCGGAGGUAGACCAGUUUCAGUACCUGCCGGUGGAGCUUCUUGAGGGCAUAUACAUCGGUGAGGGUACCCUUUUGAUGGUGCAAAUCAACUUCUUUGAGUGUGGAGGGGUUGCCAUUGGAGUAUGCAUGUCCCACCUAGUAGCCGACGCGUCAUCCCUGGUGGAGUUCAUGAAUGCAUGGGCAGCUACCUGCCGGGGAGAGAACCCAAAAUCUGGUCCAGAAUUUGGCGUGAUGGCACACUAUUUUCCAGCACAAGACCUGUCUGACUCGAACAUCUCGCCGUCCCUCCUCAUGGGGAACGACAAGCUUGUGACGAAGAGGUUUGUGUUCGAUAAGGAGAAAUUGGCAGCCCUUAAACAGGCUGCAGCUACUGGCGAUGGAUCAGAUGUGAAGGAUCCCACAAGGGUAGAGGCUGUCUCGGCUUUUAUACUGAAAUAUUCCAUAGACAACAACCUCCUGGACGCCAAGAAAAGCGUAGUUGCCGCGCACAUGGUGAACAUAAGGUCAAGAGCAAGCUCAUCUCUUGGGAACGCCUUCGGCAAUGGAUGCUUCCUGUGUGCAGCAGAAUUAGGCCAUGAUCAGUACCCUUGGCCUCUCCCGGAACUGCUGAGCAAACUGAGGAAAGCAAUAAGAACGAUCGACGAUGAGUACAUAAGAGAAACGGAGAGGGAAGAUCGUUACUUGAGUGAUCUUGGUAAAUUAUGCAACUUGGUUUCAGAGGGAGGGGCGGAGGUGUUUCUUUUCAGUAGUUGGUGUAGGUUUCCCAUGUACGAGGUGGACUUCGGGUGGGGGAAGCCUGUUUGGGUGUGCACCACUGCAUUCCCAAUGAACCAUCUUGUGAUUCUGAUGAGUACAAGAGAUGGGGAUGGGAUUGAAGCAUGGAUCAACUUGCUUCCGGAUCAGCUUCAAUCACUUGAAAACCAAUUCAAACUGAUUGGUACCACCACAAAUUACCCAGGAAAUGAAGUACUCUGAUCAUCCAUAUCAAUCAUAUUGUUUAGAAAUAAACUGAUGGUAUAAUUAUAUUGCUGGAAGGUAUUGAAGGAAUCGUGCAAGGUUGAUCAGUAGUUCUUGUAAUAGCCCCAUGUUAUAUGUUGUUAAAUUGUAACUUUCGUUAUGUAAUUAUAAGGGGUGACAUUUUCGGUCAUCUUGAAAUUGAAAUUGGGGAUUAAGUAGAAUAAUUUAGAAAUGGACUAAAUGUACUUAAUUUGGUCUUAGGUGUUUUUAGUUUUGGCAGUUUUA